Messenger RNA from Pelobates fuscus (common spadefoot toad), 1890 nucleotides. It is a transcript of the gene CCBE1, whose product is annotated as collagen and calcium binding EGF domains 1. The transcript has 11 exons. Lineage: Eukaryota; Metazoa; Chordata; Amphibia; Anura; Pelobatidae. The record is from RefSeq and is a predicted model, not a curated record. Bases 388 to 1572 code for a protein of 394 amino acids. Gene Ontology annotation, molecular function: calcium ion binding.
CCUGGGAGAAGAGGAGGCUUGCUCCAGGAGAGGAAGCAGGAGCAGUGCAGUCUCUGUGGGACUGAUAGUGUCCUUCACAUGCCUUCAGGAGCAGCCUGUGAUCUGCAUUGAGUGCCCCGCCUCCAAUGUUAUACACCGGGCUGUGCAGCUCCCUGUCUGACUCUACAAACUUCACUGAAGCUCACCAAGUGCUCAGGUCCUGGAUUCACAGCCUCCCGAGCGCCCCCUGUAGCCCAAACCUAGCCCCGAGCAGAGCCUGCUGUUUCCUCUGUGCCUCUGCUCACCGCAUGCUAGGACCCUGCUAGACCAGAGUGUGGGGGGAAACCAGAAGAAGACUUCACACACAGCAGGGCAAGGACAUUGGUAAGAAGCUGCCGCACAGUGCCAAUGUGUGAGAGAGGUGCCCGGAGGGUCUGCCUGUGUCUGGGCUGCCUCAUGAUACUCUUGUCCCUGGGACUGGCUUGGACUUACAGAGAGGAGUUGGAAGCAGACAGGGAAGUUUGUUCAGAGAAUAAAGUAACCACGACUAAAUAUCCGUGUCUGAAGACAACAGGAGAGGUGACCACAUGUUUUAGGAAAAAAUGCUGCAAAGGAUACAAAUUUGUGCUUGGUCAAUGCAUUCCAGAAGACUACGAUGUAUGUUCAGAAGCACCGUGUGAACAGCAGUGUACAGAUAAUUUUGGUCGUGUGUUGUGUACCUGUUAUCCUGGGUACCAGUAUGACCGAGAGAGGCACCGGAACAGAGAGAAACCCUACUGUUUAGAUAUCGAUGAAUGUGCCUCGAAAAAUGAGACUAUGUGUUCUCAAAUCUGCAUCAAUACUCCGGGAACUUACAGAUGCGAUUGCCUGGAAGGAUACAUCCUUGAAGAUGAUGGUAAAACAUGCACAAAAGGAUCUCUAGGAGAAUACGAUAAAUCCAACAAUGUGAUGAAAGUUGGAGUAUGUUCUGACACUUGCAAGGAAUUUCAUCAAAUAAAACAAACGGUUCUACAGCUCAAGCAAAAGCUGGCAUUACUACCUAACAGCGUCACUGAUUCAGGCAAACACAUAACGGCGGAGAAAGUGUUAGCCUCUACUAUGUAUGUUCAGGGACCACCAGGAAUUCCAGGCGCACAAGGACCUCAAGGUUUACCAGGUCCGAAAGGAAGUUCCGGAGAACCUGGUCCUCCUGGACCCCCAGGACCUCCAGGGCCACGAGGAUUCAUGGGACUAAUGGGCCCAUCUCCGGAUAUAUCUCAUGUUAAACAAGGCAGGAGAGGGCCUGUGGGCCCACCAGGUGCACCCGGAAAGGACGGCACAAAGGGUGACAGGGGAUCUCCUGGACCAAGAGGACUCCCGGGUCCCCCAGGGUCCUUUGACUUCCUACUUUUAAUGAUGGCCGACAUUCGGAACGACAUUGCUGAACUGCAGGAUAAAGUGUUUGGACGCAGAUCUCAUUCAUCAGCAGAGGAAUUCCCAUUACCUCAAGAGUUUUCCAACCAUCACGACACUGUGGACUUUGGUUCUGGGGAGGAUUACAAACAGAGAACUGUAUCAAAGAACCUAAAAACAGACAAAACAAACCGCCAUUAACGCCAGAGUAUUCAGAUGAAUAUAAUUUUAUGUUUUAUUUUUUUUUCCAUUGUAUAAAAAAGAUGCACUGAUAAUGUAAAGAGUAUCUAUUUUUUGUCUUUAUUGAAUUUAUUAUUAUUAAUGUUAUUUUUAUUAUUCCAAUGCUUUCCAGCUGUACAGUAGCUUACUCUUAUGAUGGGGUGGGCAGUCUAUUGUUCUUCAGUUGCCUUUGUUCUAAAUUCAUAUGCUCUAUCACCAGCCAUGCUCUACAGCAUGUUGCAGUUGGCUGGCUGAGAGUCAUUAAAGUAGCAGUUUUGCAGCAGCUGGAGAAUUGCAAAU